GUUAACAUGACUGGUCGCGGUAAAGGAGGCAAAGGGCUUGGCAAGGGUGGAGCCAAGCGUCAUCGAAAGGUGUUGCGCGAUAACAUCCAGGGCAUAACGAAGCCGGCAAUCCGUCGGUUGGCUCGCCGUGGCGGUGUGAAGCGUAUAUCCGGGCUGAUAUACGAAGAAACGCGUGGUGUGCUAAAGGUGUUUUUGGAAAACGUGAUCCGCGAUGCGGUCACCUACACUGAGCACGCCAAACGUAAGACGGUGACGGCCAUGGAUGUGGUGUAUGCUUUGAAACGCCAAGGACGUACGUUGUACGGAUUUGGUGGUUAAGUUUUUUGGC
Molecule: messenger RNA, 328 nt
Organism: Uranotaenia lowii
Lineage: Eukaryota; Metazoa; Arthropoda; Insecta; Diptera; Culicidae
Product: histone H4
Exons: 1
Coding region: 7-318 (103 amino acids)
Biological process (GO): nucleosome assembly
Cellular component (GO): nucleosome
Molecular function (GO): DNA binding; protein heterodimerization activity; structural constituent of chromatin
Source: RefSeq, a predicted model, not a curated record